Molecule: messenger RNA, 1638 nt
Organism: Calliphora vicina (urban bluebottle blowfly)
Lineage: Eukaryota; Metazoa; Arthropoda; Insecta; Diptera; Calliphoridae
Product: nudC domain-containing protein 3
Exons: 3
Coding region: 80-1009 (309 amino acids)
Biological process (GO): protein folding
Cellular component (GO): cytoplasm
Source: RefSeq, a predicted model, not a curated record
AAACAAAACAAUUUGUUGAGAGAGCAGUCUUGUGGAAAACAAUUUUUAUUUGCAAUAAUAAUAUUUAAAUUUAUUAAAAAUGGAAUAUACACGUUCUGAUUGUAUAUUAAGAGAAAUACUGGAGGAACGCAAAUCAUUAACUGGAUUUCUGGAUGCAAUAUUUGGAUUUAUGAGUAGAAAUACAGAUUUUUAUCACAUACAAAAAACAAAAGAUGACAAAUUAGGUUUUCCAAGAGGAGUAAAAGAACAAAUUCUCAUGAGUUGCAUACAAAAAUAUGAAAAACCAUAUGACGAGCCAAAAUUCACAAGGGAUCUUAUAGUUGAGGUACCUACAGUGGUCGCUGAAGAAGUUGAAAUUGCUUCGGAGGAAAAUCAAAAUGAAUGCCAGGAGGUUGUUAUGCAAAAUGAUAUUGAAAUGUUAGAAACUUCGAAAAAUAAUGAAUGCGCUGUAAAGACUACACAGUUUAAUGAGUCGGACUACAAGAAUGGUUCAGUAUUUGAAAACUAUUGUUGGUCACAGACUUUGAAAGAUGUAGAAUUAAAUGUACUUCUCCCUAAGGAAGCUAAAAUAGCCAAACAUAUUAAAUUAGACCUAAAAUCAAAUCAUAUAACUAUUAAAACCUUAUUGCCAAAGGAAAAGAUCUUAAUAAACUCCGAAACUUGGGAUAAAUACAGGCACAACGAUGUUCUUUGGACAAUAACGGAUGGUAAACUCGUAAUAAAUUUCGAUAAACUUAAAGAAUGCUGGUGGGAUAAAUUACUUUUGAGCGAAACUGCUGCAAUAGACAUUAAAACUGUUGAUACUGAAAGACCCAUAAAAGAUUACUCACAGGACACUCAAAAUGCCAUAGAAAAAUUGCAGAUCCAGCAAAGUCAGAAAGGGAACGAUUUAAAAACAUUACCUAUAAAUGAAAGUGAACAAAUGACUCGUUUGCGACAAGCCUGGAAUGCAGAGGGGUCACCUUUUAAAGGGCAACCUUUUGAUCCAUCAGUACUUAAGUUUAAUUAAAAAUAUUAUCAACCAGGUUGUCACAGCCAUCGUACGAAAGUGAAAACAAAAACGUAUUUAAAUUCUGUAACAAAAUAAGAUUAUUUUCUAUUCGUACAAAUCCUGUAACAGACCUGAAUGCAUAGAGACGAGACAACUCCGAUUUGUUAAACAAAAAUGCAACAAAUUAUAUGUUUGAUACAACAACAAAAUACAUUAACUAGAAUGUAUUUUGUUGCUGCAAGAGUUAGGUUUUUGACAAUUACGUCUCGUCUCUAUAUUACCCUAUACCUGAAUGUAUGUAUCAAAGUAUAUACAAGUAGUCUUACUGUUUGACAACAGUAGCUAACUCUAAACAUGUGUUAGUGAAAAAAUACCUAACUCUAAAUAUGAAUGUGUUAGUAACAAAAUUGUAUAUGUGUUGUUGCCUUUUUAAUUUUCACCAUACCUACAGAGUUAUAUAAAAUUGUGUUAAAUUUUCACUCGUUUUAUUUUCAAUACCGAAAAUUUAACUCUGUUUUAUAAAUUAAAUUCCACCACAAAUAAAAUUAAGUGUCAAAAAUUAUUAAAAAAUAUUUUUUUUUACGUUUUCGGAAAUAAAAGUUUGCUGCAAAGUAUUCAAAUAUUGUGUAGAAGUAUAAUAACGUAAA